UGUCAAUCAUAUUUUGCUCUUUUCGUUCAGAGUUCUUGUCAAAAUAAAUGCACGUGUUGUUUCGAUUUGCGUAUUUUUAUGAAUAUAUAUUACUAAAAAGAGAAACGGAGUAUCGUUUUACGAAUUAAUGCACAUUAUUUAGAUAAGUUAAAAUGCCGAAAUCGAAACGUGAUAAAAAGGUUUCACUCACCAAGACCAAUAAAAAGGGACUUUUGUUGAAGCAAAAAAUCAUUGAAGAAGUUAGAAAUUCUCUAUCAAAAUAUGAAAAUAUUUUUGUGUUUUCGGUAGACAAUAUGCGAAAUACAAAAUUAAAGGAUUUGCGUAAUGAAUGGAAGGAUUCAAGAUUUUUCUUUGGAAAGAAUAAAGUUAUGGCUGUUGCUCUGGGAAGAACUAAAAGUGAUGAAGUAGAAGAUCAGUUGAACUUGCUUUCUAAGAAGUUAAAGGGUCAAUGUGGUCUUCUUAUGACAAACCGUGAUGUUAUUGAUGUCCUGCAAUGGUUCAAAGCUUUUGAAGAUUCCGAAUAUGCUAGAGCAGGGUUUAUAGCAACUAAAGAUGUGAUAUUGCCAAAAGGCCCCCUUGCAGACUUUUCACAUACAAUUGAACCACAUCUCAGAAGACUUGGUCUGCCCACAAGUUUAGAGCGAGGUGUUAUCAACCUUAUCAAGGAAUACCAGGUUUGCAAGAAAGGUCAACCACUAACACCAGAACAGGCAAGCAUACUUAAACUAUUGGGUUUUCAAAUGGCAAAUUUUAAAGUAGUAAUAAAGUGCCAUUGGACAAAAGGAAAGGGAUUCCAUAAAGAUAUUGAUGUACCCAGUGAUGAAGAAGAAAGUGAUAAUGAUGAUGAAAAUAAUGCUAUUGAAGAUGUUGCUAUGGAAGACGAUGAGACAUAAUAUUAGUGCAGUGCAUAUAUUUGUUUUAAGUAAACAUGUUAUAAUUAAAAGGACUUUAACUGGAA
Messenger RNA from Zerene cesonia (dogface butterfly), 958 nucleotides. RefSeq names its product mRNA turnover protein 4 homolog (gene RpLP0-like). Gene Ontology annotation, molecular function: RNA binding. Gene Ontology annotation, biological process: ribosomal large subunit assembly; nuclear-transcribed mRNA catabolic process; ribosomal large subunit biogenesis. The record is from RefSeq and is a predicted model, not a curated record. Gene Ontology annotation, cellular component: nucleolus; preribosome, large subunit precursor. The transcript is spliced from 4 exons. NCBI's taxonomy places the organism in Eukaryota, Metazoa, Arthropoda, Insecta, Lepidoptera, Pieridae. The coding region runs from base 153 to 893 and encodes 246 amino acids.